This is a messenger RNA of Cyclocybe aegerita, 645 nucleotides long. NCBI's taxonomy places the organism in Eukaryota, Fungi, Basidiomycota, Agaricomycetes, Agaricales, Hemipholiotaceae. The record is from the annotation of a GenBank genome assembly.
AUGAUCUGCAGAGAAGUUCAAUUAUUUAAAGACCAUUUCCAACUCGUACAUAGUAUCCAUACACAACAAAAUUUUAUACGUGUUCCCUUCUAUCGGCGUGUGAUCUUAGGGAUGCUGUUCAGCACGCCUCCUUUGUUUCUUCCCCCGAAUGAGCUCGUUCUGGAUGGAGCAGAGUUCAUCGAGACGGUGCCUAGUACCACUGUGGAAGAUAAGCACGAGUACAUCGCGAGCCUCGGUGUUGAAUACACAGUCCUUCGCCCCACUUCGUUCAUUGAAUGGCAAAAUCCCCUUCAUCGGCACGACGACAUCGCAAAAGCCGCCUUUGACGCCCUCCUCGCUGAGAAGAGCUCCAACAGCGACUUCUACGUCGUUGGCCCCGAGCUGUUUACAUACGACCAGGCCAUCGAGAUUUUGAGCGAGGUCAUUGGACGCAAGAUCACUCAUACGCACAUCACAAACGAGCAGCAGCAAGGAUUCUUGAGGUCAGUCGGAAUGUCGCCAGAAUACGCCACCAUGUUGAACGGCAUGGGGGGUGCCAUCGCCAAUGGCGCUGAGGAGAAGUUGGUCGGCACGAGCAAGACGAUCACGGGCACCCACAAGCUCCGCGACUACUUCGAGGUGAAUAAGGCGCUCUGGGUCAAGUAG